This is a messenger RNA of Cicer arietinum (chickpea), 1548 nucleotides long. Its product is annotated as lanC-like protein GCL2. NCBI's taxonomy places the organism in Eukaryota, Viridiplantae, Streptophyta, Magnoliopsida, Fabales, Fabaceae. Gene Ontology annotation, biological process: carbohydrate metabolic process; peptide modification. The record is from RefSeq and is a predicted model, not a curated record. Gene Ontology annotation, cellular component: plasma membrane.
CAGACUCAGAAUCAAAAUGCAACAUUACAUCGACACACUUCUUCUUCAUUUAUCUCUCUUUCUUUUUCCUCAUUUCACUUCCUCUUUCUUUCUUCAAACCGAAGCCAUGUCGGAUCGAUUCUUUCCCAACCCAAUGCCCGAAUUCGUACCCGAAGCAACGCCGUCAACUCAACAUGAACUACACGAAGCAAUCACCGUUACAACCGGUGACUCACUUCACAAGCUCCUCGCCAUGCCUCACGCUCCACUCUCCGAGCGUCUCAAACGCGCUGCCUUAGACCUCAAACAAACCAUAGUGAUGGAAACGUGGGGCUUUACUGAGCAACGCGUUGGUGACUUCACUCUCUAUUGUGGACUUCUUGGAACCGCUUUUCUCCUUUUCAAGUCUUACAAUGUCACCCAAAAUGCAAACGAUCUAACACUUUGCUCCCAGAUUAUCAAGGCUUGUGAUACUGCUUCUCUUUAUUCUAGGGAGGUGAGUUUUAUUUGUGGGCGUGCUGGUGUUUGUGCCCUUGGGGCUGUGGCUGCUAAACAUGCUGGUAAUGAUGAGUCCUUGAGGUACUACUUGGCUCAGUUCCAAAAGAUUAAGCUACCAAAGGAUCUUCCUGAUGAGUUGCUAUACGGGAGAGUUGGUUUUCUAUGGGCAUGUUUGUUCUUAAACAAGCACCUUGGUCAAGGGACUGUUCCCUCUAGUUAUACUGCCCCAGUUGUGGAUGAAAUUAUAAAAAAUGGAAGGGCGUUGGGACGAAAAGGAAAAUGUCCUUUGAUGUUUGAGUGGUACGGAGAGAAGUAUUGGGGUGCUGCACAUGGAUUGGUUGGGAUUAUGCAUGUCCUUAUGGAUAUGGAGCUGAAGCCUGAUCAGCUUGAGGAUGUUAGGGAUACUCUUAAAUACAUGAUACUUAACCGCUUUCCUAGUGGAAACUAUCCAGCUAGCGAAGGAGAUAAGAAGAGGGAUGAACUUGUGCAUUGGUGCCAUGGAGCUCCUGGAGUGGCUCUCACACUUGUCAAAGCAUCUAAGGUUUUUGGAGAUGAAGAAUUCUUGGAUGCAGCUAUGGAAGCAGCCGAUGUGGUUUGGAGUCGCGGUUUGCUCAAGCGAGUUGGAAUGUGCCAUGGCAUCAGUGGGAAUGCAUAUGUCUUCCUGUCACUUUACCAACUUACUGGGAAUGCGAAGUAUCUAUACAAAGCCAAAGCUUUUGCUUGCUUUUUGCUCGAUAGAGCUCAUAAGUUGAUAUCUCGAGGUGAAAUGCAUGGAGGCGAUAGACCUUAUUCACUGUUUGAAGGUGUGGGAGGUAUGGCUUAUCUCUUUUUGGACAUGGUUGAUCCUUCUCAGUCUAAAUUUCCUGCUUAUGAACUAUGAGAAUCUGUGCGAUUUGGAUGGGGUGAUUGUUAUAUAAUAUGACAAAGGUAAUUUGGAGUGAUGUUACACAAAAUGAAAAACAAAUACAAUACUUUGACAUUGUAUAAAAAACAAAACGUGACUGGCAAUGUAUUUUAUACGGUAUUGUACUUGUGUACUUGUGUCUUAUUUUAUGUGUUGGGUUCUAAUAA